GCGAUCGGGAGAGUCUGAGUGUGCAUCGCGAGGGUAAGCUGUUUACAUUUCCUUCUUUCUGAACUUUCCGCGUAUCCAGUCUCCGUCUUCUGCGUGUACUUUUGUCUGCCUGGAUUGCAAGGAACCUGUCCCAAAGUUUGGGCUGGCCAAUCAGGGGCCCACGAUCAGCCGGGCGCUAUGCCCAAAGGGGGCGGGACGAUGCAGCUCCGGUGGGCGGCUCAGCUCCAGGCGCCCAGAGUUCAGCCAAAGCCAAACCCACAGCGCUUGUUGUCCAUCAUCACGGGCUUGCUCCGUCCACGCCUCUGGGCUCUCUUCCUUGUCGCCGUCUCUCAUCUCUCCCCUGCCUCCCCCAUCUCUCUCUCGGCUGAUCUCCCCGUCUCCCAUCUCUUCGCCUCUUUUCUAUCGCCAGUCUCUGCGCGACUCGUGUUGUCUGUCUCUUCCCCCUCGCUCCGCCCCCGACACGUCGCCUCGCUUCCCCUUGCUGUCCUCUUGUCCCUGUGGUUCGCUUCGCUGCUUCCCCGGCCCUGUCCAUGCGAUAUGAACCCUCCCCAGUCGCAAGACCACUCCCGCCGGAGAUCCUGGGGUAGCAGUGGCAGUCCUGCCUACGCUGGCCAGCCAGAUCAGUCCUCCGCACCCCCGUCGGGUUCUCGUCGGAUGCCUCCCCCGUCUCCACCACAUUACCCGUCGCGCGGUCAAUCGGGAAAUCCCUCCUCUCUCUCUACUCCAUUUUUGUCGCGUGAGCCUCCCAGCACCGCGGCUCAUCACCGUCCAGGGAGCAGCAUGUCGAUAUCGUCCAUGCUAGGCUCGGACGCUGACCGACCACCGCGAGAUGUAGGCUCGUCCAUUUUCUCGCGUCUUCCUGUUUCCUCCGGUCCCUUCGGCAGCGCGCCGCCGCCGCCGCCCUCAGCACCAGGUGCCAUGUCUCCUCCCACCGCUCCAGCACGUCCGUCGCCGCUCGAGUACCCCGGAUACCGUCGAUCGCAGACCCCUGAGAAGUCCUUUCCGAGGAGUAGUCAACCUGGUAGACCGUAUCGAUCGAGUUCCGGAGGCGUCCCUACAACCGCGAGUGCCGAGCAGCAAAAAUACGGUGGGCUAAAUCGAUUAUCAUCUGCGUCGCAGUAUCCGGGUAAACCCAGCUCUGCGCACCCUUCACCACAGGUUUCACCGGCCGAACCGCCGUAUAGCAGUAACGAACCGCGUCGCCUGAGUUUCAGUGGACCACCUCGACCGAAUAGCCAACCCCAACACCUUGAACCUCCAUCGCGGCCUGGUGGCUAUAGUCCUUUGUCAAGGCCUGCACCUGCGCCUGGGGAGAGCUCGUUUGGGGCGUCGCACCAGCGACCGCCUUCAUACCUGAGCCAUGACUCUCAGCACAGCCGCUUUGGGGGUUUAUACGGUGACCGCCAAUCAGAGGACCAAGCCCGUCGGGAUAAAGAACGAGGUAUGUCUCAUCAGCCGGAAACUAAGGCGAGCGCUGCUCCGCCUCCAAGGUUUGGCUCACUCUACGGAGACCGUGACGCACCACCCGGUCGGCAGCAAUCUACAUCUUCUUGGGAAUUAGGUCGUUCGCAACCCACCUCGCCGGAAUCGAAGCGGUUAUCGGCGUCGGAGCCCGGAUCGUACAGUUUUGGCUUUGGAGCGAUUCAAAACUACACCAAAUCUCUAGGCUCGCAGCCAGGGGGCUCUCGCCAGAAUCCGGCCUCAGCCUCGACUUCGCAGGGCCACAGAACCUCCUCCCCGCGAGAGCAGCCAUCGUACCUGAACAAGCGACAAAGCGAGUCUCGGCCCUACGGCGGAACCUCGUCCGGACAGCCCUCUUCCUUCGCACACAACUCACCAGAUGAUCAGUCUCGUAAGGGUAGCGAUGAGUUGAUGCAUCAUCGUAACCUGCUUGGGGUUGGCCUAGACACGAAACGUGGUCGCGCUUCCCCACUGCCUCAAGCCGUGCAAGGUGCACAAGCUCAAAUUCCUGGGCCCGCUGGUGAGUUGGGGAUCAAGAGUGAACUAGGUCGUGUCUUCGCAGGUAUCGGGAGUGGUGUGGGGGGUGUCACUGCAAGCACAGGCAGUGGACCUUCGACACCAAUGACUGCCAGCCCGUUCAAGCGUGACAGUUUCACUGCUCGAUCCGCCAACGCCGAGACUACAUCGGAUGAAAAUAAAAUCACUCGACCUACUUCUGCAAAUGGAAAACGCCUGAGAAGAUCGGAGGAAGAGAAUCGCCUAGAAGGUGAGAAUGGUGUAGGGCCUAUGCGUGGUGGUCGACGGAGUCGUGGCUCUCAUCACCACCACCACCAUCACCAUCACCACCAUCACCACAAGCCCGAGGAAGAACAUUCUCCUUAUGGUGGCUCGCACAGACCAUUAGGCAUGAACAUGUUCCAUCGGCCAAGUGAUGGGCUUAGCUCGGAGCCUGGUCAUCCUCAUCACCAUCACCACCAUCAUCAUCAUCACCAUACGCCCCGGACUUCGACUGCCCUAACGCCGAUGCGCGAACCUCGAACUGUUGUUACGAUCGAACCUGUUCUUUCAAAGGUCGCUCAUCUUCCUCGCCAGCACCUCGGUUCAACGCUGUAUGCUCCACGUAUUGGAGCGCCAACCUCAAAAGCUACUUUGGAGAGUGCUAAGUUUGGAUAUACAACAACUCCUCUGCCUCUUCCUCGCUUUGAUGGAAAGGAAAACUGCACAUUCACUAUCCGUGUUCCCCGAUUCCGAGUCGAUAACAGCCACCGCGAAGAGAUUUGUGCCCGCCGCGCUCUCUGGGGUACUGGUAUUUACACUGAUGACUCGGACCCCGUUGCGGCUGCCAUCCACUCUGGCUUCCUUCGUGGCGCGUGGGGCGAAGACGUGGAUUCCGAGAUGCUCGACCUAGAGAUCAAAGAAACCUUCCAGCAUGCUCCCAAAACAGCUGAAGACAUGGGCAUCCAUGAAGGAGAACGCCCCCAAACCCCUCCAGCGCCACCGUCCGACAAGGACCUCCACAUCACAUUACUCAUCCUACCUAAACUAGAACGGUACGACUCCAGCGUACUGUUUGGACUGAAGUCGCGAGCCUGGGAGCAGAACCAUGACGGCAUGAGCUUCAAAGUCCAGCGUAUUGAGUGGGUGGAUGAGGGUGUUGGUCGUGCGGAGGAGCGCAGCGGAGAAGCUAGGCGGAAACGACUGCGCAAUCUCAUGCAAACCGGUCGGAUCUGUACAGGGCCGAGUGCUGUUAAGCUCGACCAGCUCCGCAGCGGGAUUAUCCAGCCUCCGCAGCAGAAGUCAAAGGCGAUUAAGAGCCAAGAUCAGCCUUCUUCUGCGAUGCAGACCGUGUCGUAAGGAUGAGGUAUUGCUUAUUUUCUAAUUUUCUAGUCUAAUAAUUCUUUUCUGGUUUUGCCUUGAAUUGGGGGGCGGGUUACUUAGUUAUGGACUGUUUGUGUAAGUUACUAGCGAGGCGUGGCGUAAGCCGGUCAUCGGGUUUUUUUGUUCUUCUUUUUUUCUCCUCUUUUUUCCUCUUUUUUUUCAUGUUUGGUAAAGGGUGGCUUGUCAUUUACAACAGUUCACAGUAUGUACCUUGGCUUUGUCCAUCGUUCUGAUAUCACAGUUUUUCUUUGGUUGACGCCUCUGCAACGUGCUCGAUGAUUCGUCCACCACGUGUGAACGAUGCAUCCUUGCAGAUCGGAUCAACGGGACGGGUGAAGGGAAAGUCUAAGCUUAUUCUGACAAUAUAAAUAAUAGCAC
This is a messenger RNA of Aspergillus versicolor CBS 583.65, 3717 nucleotides long. RefSeq lists its product as uncharacterized. The coding region runs from base 178 to 3315 and encodes 1045 amino acids. Lineage: Eukaryota; Fungi; Ascomycota; Eurotiomycetes; Eurotiales; Aspergillaceae. The transcript is spliced from 3 exons. The record is from RefSeq and is a predicted model, not a curated record.